ACAACUUCUGCCAUCAAGAAAACGCGCUCGACGUCACCGGCAGCGAUGGCGCCUCGGUGGCAGGAGUGGCCCUAAAGCCCUCUCCAAUCGCCUUUUCAGUUUUUUUUAAUAUACGUCGGGGCGUGUGCUAUCUUUGUUGUCGUUUGUAAAUAGCCGCGUGUAAGACAACUCUCUGUAAAUACGCGCCGAUUUAUAUUCGCACGACUCGUCGAGUGCGCUCCCGAUUUUUUGUUUUAAAUGGGAGGCCUUUCCUUCUUGAGAGUCGCUCUACUGCCGCUACUGCUCGCCAUCGUCACGUCGGCGGCCGGUGCCACCCUGCAGAGACACGAGCGGCGCCUCCUCAGGGACCAAGUUUUGGAGAUGUUUGACCAUGCCUAUGGCAGCUACAUGAGGUACGCGUACCCGGCCGACGAGCUGAUGCCCCUCAGCUGUCGCGGCCGCGAGAGGGGCAAGGAGCCCAGCCGGGGGGAUGUGGACGACGCCCUGGGGAAGUUUUCCCUGACGCUUAUUGACUCUUUGGAUACCCUUGUGGUGCUGAACCGUCUCGAUGAGUUUGAGGACGCGGUGCGCAUGGUCGUGCUGGACACGCGGCUCGACCACGACGUCGUCGUCUCCGUCUUCGAGACCAACAUUCGCGUGCUCGGCGGGCUGCUGGGCGGGCAUGUGAUGGCUAUGAUGCUGCAGGAGAAGGGCGAGCGCAUGCAGUGGUAUAGCGGGGAGCUGCUGCACAUGGCAAAGGAGGUUGGCUACCGCCUGCUGCCGGCUUUCAACACCUCUAGUGGCCUGCCCUACCCACGAGUGAACCUCAAGCACGGCAUGGUGCGGCCGCAGUCCAGGACGGGCGUGGAGGUGGACACGUGCACGGCGUGCGCGGGCACCAUGCUGCUGGAGUUUGCCGCUCUCAGCCGCCUCACAGGGGACUCCGUGUUUGAGGAUCAUGCACGCAGGGCCAUGGAUUUUCUGUGGGACAAGAGGCAGAGAGGCAGCAACCUGGUGGGCACAGUCAUCAACAUCCACACGGGUGACUGGGUGCGGCGAGACAGUGGCGUAGGAGCGGGCAUUGACUCGUACUACGAGUACCUGUUCAAGGCUUACAUCUUACUGGGUGAUGACACCUUCCUGGAACGAUUCAACAUUCACUACGAAGCCAUCAUGAAGUACAUCAGCCAGCCGCCACUCCUUCUAGAUGUCCAUAUGCACAAGCCGACGCUGAAUGCCAAGACGUGGAUGGACGCCCUACUCGCGUUCUUCCCUGGUCUGCAGGUGCUCAAAGGGGACAUCAGGCCGGCCAUCGAGACCCAUGAGAUGCUGUACCAGGUGACACGGCGACACAACUUCCUCCCGGAGGCCUUCACCACCGACUUCCGCGUUCACUGGGGCCAGCACCCACUGAGGCCGGAGUUUGCCGAGAGCACUUACUUCCUGUUCAAGGCAACAGGUGAUCCCUAUUACCUGGAAGUUGGCAAGUCCAUCGUGGAGAACUUGAACAAGCUAGCACGCGUGCCGUGUGGAUUUGCCGCGAUGAAGGACGUCCGGACCAGUAGCCAUGAGGACCGUAUGGACUCGUUUUUCCUGGCCGAGAUGUUCAAGUACUUGUACCUGCUGUUUGCGGAGAAAGAAGACCUGGUGUUUGACAUCGAGGCCUACGUGUUCACCACAGAGGCUCACCUGCUACCCCUCUCACUGUCCGUCAGCAACGCCAACAACAGCCGCAACAGCACGGGCAAUGCGUUCGCCAAUUCGGACGAUGGAAGCUCCGACUGGGCUUGCCCCAACUCGCAGGUGCUCUUCCCAAAUGACCCCACCUUUGCCCAGACGCUCCGCGAGCCGUUCAAGAACGUCGUGGAUGAAGUUUGCCCAAAGCCAAAGCAGCAACAGGAUUCUCCGUCCCUGCCGGCAGCCAGCCCUGGGACUGAACCUCCUCUCCGGGCGCGAGACUUCCUGGCCACCAACCAGGAGCACGUGGACCUCCUCAAGAAGAUGGGCAUCAACAUCAUUCAGCUGCCGGACGGGAGGGUGCAGCUCGUGCAUCACGCUUCUCAGGCCGCAAACUCGCGGGACGCGGCGGACGGCCUCCGCUUCAUGCAGGAGAUGAUGGACCUGUCCAACCAGCAGAAGGAGGACCUGCCGCCCCGCGUCGUGCAGAUCAUGUCUCCCCCGUUCCUCGGGCGGAUGGUUUUGACUGCUGGGCCUGCGCAGUUCGGAGUGGACCUUGCCAUUGUGGAAAAAGGGGUGCAAGCACUGGUGGCAGUGGGGGAGCCCUUAAGCGGGUGCUCGGAGUUGGUGAACGGCGACGCUGUCGUAGGAAAGAUCGCGCUGCUGCAGCGGGGCCAGUGCAUGUUCGCGGAGAAGGCGCGCAACGUGCAGCUCGCGGGCGGCGUCGGAACCAUUAUCAUUGAUGACACAGAGGGCAGCAGCAGCGACACGGCACCGUUCUUCCAGAUGGCGGGUGACGGCAAGAGCACGGACGAUGUGGGCGUUCCUCUGCUCUUCCUCUUCCACAAGGAGGGACGCAUCCUGCUUGAGGCCCUGGCCCGGGGCCCCCUCGAGGUUCUCUUGGCAAGCCGUGCCCAGCCUCUCGGUGGCAGCAAGGAAAAUCAGCAAGGGGAAAGUGCCGAGCAGUCCGGAGAGAUUUUGGCGCAGUGUGAAAACCACCAACUCUCGCGAACUCUGGACCUUGCCCAUGCGGCCAAUGCAGCGGCCAACCCCAGCGAUGAUGGUGCGCGGUCUGGCCAGCAAGAUCAGGAAUUACCCGCAGAGGACGCAGGGAGGCCCAGGAGAGAGUCCGAGGAAGGCGAUGGUGAAAAUGACUCUUCUGUGAUAACCUGUGACGAGAGGCACGCGGCUUGUGAUACCGACACAGAUGGCGAUGGCACAAACGAAGGAGUAGGUGGUGGCGGUGGUGGCAGCUGUGACGGUGGAGAUUGUGGCGGUGAUCGUGGUGAUGCUGACGGUUCGGCAGAAGAGGUUGAUAGGAUAGAAUCAUCGAGUGAGGAGCUGGACUCAGACUCUGAGAAAGAUCCCACCGAGAAUUCAAGCGAUUCCGUGGGCAGUGACUGGACAGAGGAGUUAGAAGCUUUCGCGGAGUAUGCAAGAGACGAAUUAUGACACCCGCAAGGAACGUCGCGGUUUGCACAGGACCUUGUUUCCUAUAAUACUUACAACUGUUCCAAAUAAUGGUUUACCAUUGUAUCUCAGGGCUGUCUUAGGAUUUAAGGCUGGAUGCAAUGUUGCCACUGAUUGGUGGUAGAGGAAAAAAAAAAUAGAGGAGAUAUUUUCUUUCUCAUCGGUGGUGACUUUGUAAGUAUUAUCUUCCAAUCCGAAUUAAGAGGUAACCGCGUGAUUUCCCCCCCCCCACCCCGAAAGCAUUGUGUAUAAUAUUGUACAGUGCUCUUUGUAGCAUCGCAAAUGUGAUAAAAUAAAACGUGUAAAUAGAGUUUUUUGUUCCAGAUGAAAGAUGCAUUGAAAAGUUAAAUUUUUAAGUAAUGAGAUUUGAUUUCAAAUGCAUUCUCAGCAAUUUUGUCUCAUUUACAUUGGAAUGAUUCUGUGCCUUUAAACACCUGUCGUAUGUAUGCGAGUGCUGCACACGUGCGUUUGUGCCUCGCGGUGUUGUGUUGUCACACAGGUACUGUGCGGUUCAUGAGCGAGCAACGUGAUGCGGUGGAGACACGUGUACGUGCGUUCGCUUUGUAUUGAGCUCAAUGAACUCCUUGCUGUGCCAUGCCAAUAUGAAUGCACGGAAAUGCUGUUGGGAUGUGACGAAACGCCUCCAUUGUCAGUGGUGACCGGAUGGCCUAAUGGUCAGUGUAUGCUUCUCACACUGAGCCAGCUUGCAAGGUGUCUAAUGUUGCUUGUGAAAGGAUCACUCCACAAACAAGCAUUGUGGUGGCACUUAUGCCAACAGAUGGCCCUCAGCCAGCAGUGAUAAUUUCAACUAUUACUAAAUUAUUAAAACAACUAUUUUUAUUUUACCAGGUAAGGCCCACUGAGUUGUACUUUAUUAGAUAAAGCACACUGAGAUAUUUAGCUAUUUUUCAGAAGCCACAAAUGGCUUAUCAUCACAUGGAAAUGUAUAGCAGCCAAACUCUAAACACAUGUUUGUAAAUGUGGAGGGAACAACCGCAGGACAUGGAGAAAAAUCCACGUGACCACGGGGAGAGAACGCGCAAACUCUAAAUAUACAGGCGUUGAGGUCAAUCAAACCCACAACCUGCAUACCAGGCGCGGCAGGUAACAUCUCGCCACUUUGACGCAUAAUUUCAUAUUCUUAUGGCAGAGGCCAGUCCUUCCAUACAACAACCAAUGUUAACUGAAUCGACCUUGUAGAGAUGAUGACCUAAGUUCACUCUUGAUAGGGAUGCAGCUAGCAACCCAGCAAUUUCUUCAGAGUGAUGAGAGGACUCUGUCUAAUAUGUACGAUGAAGACCCGAUCACAUUUCUAAUGGCUCACCAGUCAAUGCUGUCAUGGUCCAAUUCCCAUGGUGCAGAUGACUAAUAUUACUCGUUUCACGUGUGGGUGUUUGCUACCUGCCACAGAUGACCAACCCCACAGCCAAGUUUGCCACCGUGCUUUUAGACUGUACUGUGAAUUAUGGUCUAUAUAUAUAUUAAUUGAAUAUAUAUUUAUGAGAUUUGAUGUCGUAUUACUUGGCAAAAGGCAUGAAAUUAAUUGAAAUUAAAUACUUCACCUGCUGGAUUGAAAUACACUGAGGAAGUUUAUUGAUUUUCUUUUUCAGUGUUUCCGUGAAUUUAUAUUGUCUUGGUUCACUGCCAGCUGGGGCCAACAAAGCAUACGUUUGUUUCCUCUGGCAGUUAAACAAGUGACUUGGUCCCUUGCAUGUGGUUCAGUUCACGUCGUGCAGUGUGUAAGAGGCAUUACGUUAACAUUACACCGAGAGCUGAUUGAGUGUUGUAGUCGGCACUAUUAAAAUUGGAAAAUCACAUUUUGGCAGAGAAACGAUAUGACACUUCGGUGAGUGGUUUGGGACUGACCGCCUAAGUUAAGGUCACUGCCCUCCCAAUAUUAUCGAGUCUUGAAUCGAAUUUUGAAGCCCGUUUAUGAGUCUUGUUUGAGCUCUUGUUACUCUUUUAAGAGCCGAGAGGUCAAAGACGACGCGGGAUUUGCAGGUGCUUGCUUUGCUGCUGCUGCUGCUGCCACCAACACUAUCAUUGAAAUACAAUAUGCAAGUGAACGAGCCUGCAUUUGUAUUAACCCUUUCCUUAUGGCGUCCUUUGGGCUUCACUUUUACACACGUCCGCGAAAUAGGAAUGUGGAUUUACUAAAUGCCAGUAGGCACUGCACCGCAUUAACUUUUGUAAUGACGUUCCUUCUUAAAUGAUUGUCACAGUUGUGAAAUAUAUUUCUGCGCAGCAACUGUUUUUCUCCAUUGUAAAAUGUGAUGAUUGGGUCUAUGGAGUCUCAAGUGGGUUUUUAUACGCGGAAAUCAUUACGGAGAGUCACAAAGUUUUCAGUGCAAUUUGUAUUUCUCUUCAAAUUCAUGUAACCAAUUUAGAACCUUGUUCAAAAGCUUAACUAUUUCCUUCAAACCUACAAUGCAAUACUGAUGUCAAAAUCAGUAGUCGGGAGGGGAAAACUAAUUUUGAGAUGCAUGAUAAAAAUGUCAAUUCCAUAAAGCCAAAUUGUACAUUCUUUAAAAGAGAUGACUGGUGUUUUAAUGGACAGGUGUGUGAUCAGUGCAACAUUUCAAGUAAAAAAAUCACUUGUUCAAUUCGAAGUUUGAAAACAGCUGCAUUGGCAUGCGUUCUUAUUUACAUAUGAAUGGGGGCCAGGAAUCUUAAAAGAUGUUCCAUGGUGACGCCAGCUUUCGAAGAAUGGUGAAUGAACGUGUAGAUACAUUAUUUCAAGUCAACGAUGUGAGGGUUUUCUGCUUAAAGACGGAGCUUAUUUGUUGAAUGUUGGAAAUGAUCCGUCAACCCUAAGUUACGCGGAGCCUGCAAAAUUGCACAAAAAUUUACCCCAGUUUAAAACUAGUGAUUUCAGAGAAUUCAUAGAGGAGCAUUUUUAGGUCUGGGUUAUUUUUCGUUAACUUGUGUAUACUAUGAUUAAAUUAACUAAAGUAUAGCACUUGCCACUAUUUGGACCAACUUUUUUAAUCGUAGCUAGGGACCAGUGUAAAAUGGUUUGAAACAACUCAUUAAGGGUUAGGUUUUGUAAGCACUACAUUAGCCAGGAAUUGACCUUGAUCCCAUUGCUGUUAUCCACACUUCAUAUAGACUUAGCUUUAAAGUUGCAUGUACAUUUUAACAUGAAUUGUUACAUAUAUGUAGAAAUUUGCCUGACAGCACUUCUCACACGUAUCAAUAAUUUAAACACAUGAGAUUUUAACUAUUUAAGUAUUCUUAAUUUAGGAGUAUGUGGUGUUGUAAAUAUGCAGGCUUUACUAAAUGCUGACCUUCAACCCCGCCGACCUGUUCAUCAACCAGUGUAACGUAAUAAUACCACAUGCAAAAUAUCUCUAAAAUUUGUUCAUCCUGGUGUUGUAAUUGUAUCUGUUACAAAUGGCAAACGGACAACUAUCGCCAGUGUUUUAAUCACAAUUAAAAAAAUUUACUUUUUUAUGCCUAUGCUGAAGAAUGAAAGCUCACGUUUGCAAGUUUCAAAUCACGUUGGUAUCCUACAUGUUCUAUUUUAAAUUGGUAUGCGUUAAAUUUGCUGACCCAACUAUGCUGAUGCAUGUCUUUCUCCAUCGUGAAUAUAAAAUCAUGAUAAAUGGAGACUUCCAAGACAAACUGUGUAGGAGGUAAAACGUCUCAAUGGUCAUGUCUGGCUGUACUCCAGACUCGUCCCAGCCAAUCAUGAAAGAAGGACGGUUCAGAAUCAGAAUAUUAAAUUAUAAUGGAGGAAUCCUAUGAUCUAUAAAGCUCUUUUCCACAUGUCCAGUUGGGCCAGAGUAGAACGUUACAACAUCGAACAAAUACAGUUUUUCCUCGAUGUGUUUUUAAAAAAACAUGUGUUUAUAGUUUGACUUAACUGAUAGAAUUGUCUGGUUAUUCUUUUAUCAAAUGUCAAAACGUAAAAUGAUGAAAAUGCCAAAUAUGUUUUUGUGUUUAUUAAUUUGAUGUUUCUGUUAUGUAACUACGAGGAAUAGCUACGUGUUGCGGAACGUUCAGAGGUGUUAGUGCCAUAAUUGUUUCUAAUUAUUUAUCAGGUGCAUUAAUGAACAACUGUUAAUACGCACAAUUGAUACGUGCUUGAUAACUCCAGCCUAUGCUUAAUUAGUAAAUCAACAGGGUUGCAUGCGGUAAUCGGUGUGUGACAGAGGACUCAAGAUUCCCUUUUAACAUGGUACACCCCUAAAUGCCUUUAUUGCACAUGUUACUAAUAUGUGGAAUGUACCAUUUGUGGGGAAGUCUCAUCUCCGCCUGUCCAUCCGUUGCAUGCCCUGUUGGUUUUCCUCCACUUUGGUAAAAUAAUAACAUUAAGCAAGAGUGCAAUAUAUAAUAUCGUUAUUGAACAUUUUGUUGCUUAUGAAUUGCUUUCAAUAGUCAGUUUGAGCUACUGGUGACGAUAAUGAGCUGCAUUGUAUGGGCUCGCAUGCUUGAAAGUCUUGCCGCAUCAACUCGGUGUGUUAACACAAUGCUGAUUUCAUUUGAAAAGCACACCGAUCCAUUGAUCUGUAUUUUCUACAGAUAUCAGAUCUACUCAACCAUUCAUGCAGUCAAUGCAAUGUGAUUGUGGUAUAUUUGUGUAGCAGAAAAAAAGAUGUUAAUGUGGCUUUUGAGUGAUGCUUUGGCUUCUGUAUAAGUUGUUUUAAAAAUGAAAACAAGAAAAUGUGUUUAUAUUCCAUGUAUAUUUUCUUUGGUUGAUUUAUCUCCCUUUUAAUUGGGAAUUAUAACAAAGUGUGAUAUAUGGUAUUUAAGAGUUUAUGUAUAUGGGUGUCUGCUUUACGUAAACAAAACUUUGUACAUGACGUAGCUCAGUGUAAUAUGCAAGGCCUAUCUGUUGUAGGCUUUACAUAUACUAAGAGUGAUAACUUCUCGGAUUACCAUUGAAGCCCUUCUCUACGGUUUAGCUUGCCAAGGGUACCAAAUAUUGAUUGCUGGAAAUGAUCGUUAUCAUAAGCCAUACUGCCAUAAAUCGGUGCUGUGUCGAUGCAUUCCGUCGCACCCUCAUACAUCCCGAUUACAUCUGUUUAAAAAAAUGCAUAUUUACAUAACAGACUCCCAAGUCUGUGUAUAUAUGUGUGUGAUUGGAAGAUGCUGUUCACGGUCCCGUAAGGGGGAUGUGACUCAUACACAUUGCUUAUGAAACUUCCUACCUGUUCAGAUGAGUGGCUGGAUGUAGCCUAAGGUACACAGCCUAAACAUUCGUGUAAUAACUGGCUAGGUGGCGCUGUGCUUAGCGCGCGCGACUUGUAAACAGAAGGUUGCUACUUCAAAUCCUGGUCCGGGGUUGCGGGGUGGGUUAACUCAUCCAUUGGAUUUUAAAAUGAGUACUUCUUUGUGGGAAGUCAGCAGUGGUUGUCCUGUGGGAUGACUGGUCCCCCCACCAAAUAAAUGCAUCAUUGUUCCACAAUGCUCACGACCACAGGGUUUGGACACUGCUUGUUAAAAUGGGGGCAAAAUCAUUGCCAUUGUUUCCAGUGGCCAGCAAGCUCAUCAUUGAGCCAGUUUGCAUUCACAUUGCCGAGUCAUGAGUGGGGAAUUACCAACAUGCCGUGGGAGUUUAAGACUCACAACUUUCAAUAGUAGACCAUUGUGUGCCCCCAUAUUGCAGGCAGAUAUUGGCCGUUGUAAAAUUAGAAGCAAAAAUAUGACAGUAAUAUGCAACACUUCAAAUGAAUGAAACUUCUAAUAGGGUACAUUUUUGUUGCAGCAGUCAAUUGAUCGAGGUGGAGAGCUGGACCGUUGUGGGAAAAGUAAAGAGCACCUUAGUGCAAGUAGCUGUGUGCCCCACUGUCCAUUGCAUUUAAAGGGUGAUCAAUGAAUACUGGUGGGAAUUGUCUGACUCUGCUGGCAGUUAAUGAUGCAGCUGCAUUUUGCAGUGUGUUAUGGACGGGGCUUUUUCUCACAUGGACUGGAAACGUAGUUUUAUUGCCAUAUGUGUCUACAAUUGCUGGGUUCCAUUGCUUCCUUUACCACUUUAUUUCGUGGCAUAUGACCUUCCCGCCUGGGAUUGACUGUUUACUGUAUUAAUAACAUACAAUUAAAGUGUAUUAUAGUAUAUAAUAUGUACAGCUACUGUUUGUCUGGGAUGUAUUUUUUUCCCCAAUGACUUGCAGCUUUAAUAAACAAAAAAUUACAACAAAGCAUUUCAAAAUUGU
Messenger RNA from Petromyzon marinus (sea lamprey), 9284 nucleotides. Its product is annotated as ER degradation-enhancing alpha-mannosidase-like protein 3. Gene Ontology annotation, biological process: mannose trimming involved in glycoprotein ERAD pathway; endoplasmic reticulum mannose trimming; carbohydrate metabolic process. Gene Ontology annotation, cellular component: membrane; endoplasmic reticulum. The record is from RefSeq and is a predicted model, not a curated record. NCBI's taxonomy places the organism in Eukaryota, Metazoa, Chordata, Hyperoartia, Petromyzontiformes, Petromyzontidae. Gene Ontology annotation, molecular function: calcium ion binding; mannosyl-oligosaccharide 1,2-alpha-mannosidase activity.